Messenger RNA from Triticum urartu, 1720 nucleotides. RefSeq names its product protein HESO1-like. Gene Ontology annotation, molecular function: RNA uridylyltransferase activity. The record is from RefSeq and is a predicted model, not a curated record. NCBI's taxonomy places the organism in Eukaryota, Viridiplantae, Streptophyta, Magnoliopsida, Poales, Poaceae.
CUACUCUGACGCGGCUCUGCCAAACAAGCGACGCGAUGAUCUCGCCCCUCCUUCCUCCCAUUCCCACUCCACCUCCGCGAACCUAGCUCCGCCGCAGUCGCAUUCAUCUGCCGCCUCCUCGUAGCCGCCGACGCCGCCGCCGGCCCGUCGCCUCACAGGACUCCCGUCCAUACGCAACCUUAUCUAGGGUUUCAGAAUGGUUGAGCACGUCCAAAACUAUGAUGUGCUGGAGAAGUGUACAAAAGAUAUUCUCUCCAUAAUCAAGCCAACAGAGGACGAUCGGAACAAACGACUGCAUGCAAUUCAGGAGAUUGUGAAUUCCAUCUAUUUAGUUGGUGGCUUAGGCGAUGCCGCUGUCAAACCUUUUGGAUCCUUUCUAUCAGAACUCUACGCAAAAUCAGGCGAUUUGGAUGUAUCAGUUGAGCUGCCAAAUGUCUCAGGCUUCUCUACAAGCAAGGAAAAGAAGCAAAAUCUCUUGAGAAAACUAAUGAAAGCUUUACAAAUUAGUGGUGUUGCUAGAGAUGUGAACUUCAUUCCUACUGCAAGAGUUCCAGUCCUUCAAUAUGUGAGCAACCACUUUGGCAUUUCCUGUGAUAUAUCCAUCAAUAACUACCCUGGUCGAAUUAAAUCCAAAGUGUUGUACUGGAUCAAUACCUUAGACAGCCGCUUUGGUGAUACGGUUUUAUUGGUCAAGGAAUGGGCAAAAGCUCAAAACAUUAAUGAUCCAAAAAAUGGAACCCUGAACUCCUAUUUGCUUUGCUUACUUGUCCUUUUUCAUUUUCAGACAUGCAAGCCUGCAAUUUUACCACCUAUGAAAGAGUUUUUUGAUUUUAACAUUCUAGGAGAAAUUGGGCCUUAUAAUGAAAAAAUUGUUGAUGAGAUCUGUGCCACAAAUAUAGCAAAAUUUCGACGCCGGAACAUAGGGCAAAGAAAUCAGAGCUCUCUGUCUCAUCUCCUUGCAACUUUUUUUGAGAAGUACUGUUUGCAGUUUGGGCGUAUUGUUGUCCAUUCUAGUGAGGUUGUAUCCACUUACACGGGUCGGCUCCUGCGAAAACAAGGCGGCCUAUACUGGAUGACCAAAUCUUACUGCUUGUUUGUUGAAGAUCCAUUUCAGAGACCUGAUAAUGCAGCUAGAACAGUUGAUGUGCCAGAGCUUCAGCAUAUUGUUAGAGCCUUCGAACAUGCUAAAAGUACAAUCUCCUCCAGUAGGCCGGCGGGCCGGAAUGAAUUGCUUUCGCUGCUGUGCACACCUGAAGUUGGUUCAAAACUAGGUGCGAGAGGCACGGCAAACCGUUACGCAAAUCCUGCGAUGACUUCAGAUCGUCAAGCUAAUGUGCAUGAUGUGACUGCAAUGUUUGAUGGGCUUUGGCGUGGACGUCUCCACAAUGGUUCCGCAUCCAGCUCGCGAUCCCAAGCAUCAUCCAGCAGGACAGCAGGGCAAUAUCGGUAGCAAGCCAACGAUAUCCACCGACAGGUAGUCCCAGGGUAGCAGCAGAUGUUCUUUCAGCUUUUCUACCAGCAGUGUGUACCAAGUAUGUUUAAUUAGUUAGCUUUUGCCCGACGAUCUGCAUCCUUAUGUUACUUGACCUAGUUCGCAGCCGGCCUCAUGUGCUUGAGCCCGUGGUCAUGUGGAUUGUAGGAUCCAAAACUUGUAGUAUCGGUUGACUGAACCUUCUUGGAAAUUUUCGUCGCUAUGCAUGCAAGUGCUAUGAAAUUCAAA